This is a messenger RNA of Westerdykella ornata, 2122 nucleotides long. Its product is annotated as DUF155-domain-containing protein. The transcript has 3 exons. NCBI's taxonomy places the organism in Eukaryota, Fungi, Ascomycota, Dothideomycetes, Pleosporales, Sporormiaceae. Bases 85 to 1800 code for a protein of 571 amino acids. The record is from RefSeq and is a predicted model, not a curated record.
CUUCGGACUGUGAACGCUCUUGACCGCAGCCACAACGAGGUCAAUUGUGAGCUCUGCUCACCGGGUAUACUGACUCCAGUAACAAUGUCAACCUCAGGAAAAGGUGUGAAGGGCAAACGGGGCCCAACGGUGUUGAUGACGGAUAGUCGAGACGCUCGCCCCGGCGCCCGCCCAUCAAUACCUCGCCCCAACGCCAAAUUAAUCUCCGUAGACAACAUCCUCCAAUACGCCUCGGACAUCCCCUCCCAGCAGCGCCGCGGACCCCCAGGUGCCCGCCCCUCGAACCACACCCGCACACCCAGCGGGCGGCAUCCGCUCGAGCCCAAGCUGUCCGGUCGUCUGGCACCACAGUAUAUACCGACGCGGACGAGCAAGUUGAGCGAGAAGUUAGUCCUGCUUCCGGAAACGGAGGGCGGCGUGGAAGAUGAGAAGGGCGAGUUUGACGAAGAGGAGGAGCGGGGCCCACCUAAAGACGAGGAACUCGCUAGGCGCACGGCGAAAGGCGGGUUGAAAGAUAAGAGCUACGCGGAGCGGUUGCCCAAGCCGCAGCGAGCGGAGAAGCUGUCGCGCGUGACGGCGUACUGCACGGCGCAGGCGUACAAGAUGAAGAGUACGGCCGAGUUUGUCAAGACGCAGCAUGGGGCGCGGACGAAGCUGUAUGAUGAUUGUUUGUAUACGGCGUACCAUUUACCGCUUUUGCCGGGCAUGGAUGGGUAUAGGGUGCGGAGUAGUCCUGCGCUGAAGAGUCCGGGGGGAAAGACGAUGCUGGAUGAGGAGAUUGAGAGGAAUGAGUUGAUUGAGUAUCAUGAGGGGUAUUUUGAGGAUGAGGGAGAGUACGGCGUUAGAGGUCAGGACGAAGAGUCUCCUCUUGGGAGCCCGAACGAUAGACGAAAAGGAGGGCAGCAGUCACGAAUGGAUUCUUCGGAGCUGGCGCAUCCGGCGCCUAGGAUUGCGCCUAAUGCGCUGAGCUUUGGAGAGAUGUUUGUGUUCUCGUACGGGGUGGUUGUGUUUUGGAAUUUCACGGAGAGGCAGGAGAAGGAUAUCCUUGCGGAUUUGACGUUUUCGACGUCGGCGACGGGAGUCAGUCUUGCGACCAGGCCGCUCAACGAAGCGGAUUUUGAGACGGAGGAAUUCCAUUUCGAGUACAAUGCGGAGAUUCCGCGGCCGAGGGUGUACAACGAUAUGAUUACUUUGAAGAGCGGGGAUCAUAUGAUUAAGCUUGCGAUGAGCCAUGCGAUUGCUCAGAGCACCAAGUUGAGUCUGUUCGAAGAGAGGAUGAAUCGCACCAUGGCUCGAGCGAAGUAUAUCCCGACGAGGUUGGCGUUGACGGGGAAGUUGGGCAUGGGGAGGAGUGAGGUGGUCAGGAUGGUGGGGCAGUUGUAUACGAGUAGGGUGGAGGUGAAUCUCUCGUCCAACAUGCUCGACACUCCCAACUUCUUCUGGGAUGCAGAACCCACCCUCCACCCGCUUUACACGGCUAUCCGUGAGUACCUCGAAAUCCAGCCGCGUAUCCAGGUCCUCAACGAGCGGUGCAAAGUGUUCCUCGACCUCGGCGAGAUCCUGAGCGACUCCAUUGCAGACAAGAAAAUGACGAGGAUUACCUGGAUCAUCAUCAUCCUGAUUAUGUUUUCGUUGUUGGUGACGUGUUUGGAGGUGUUGCUCCGGUUCGCGAUUCUUCAUGGGAAGGGGAAGGUGCUUGGGGGUGGGGCGGGAGUGGUGGCGAUUCCUGGACCUGGGUUGUUGGUUGCGAGGGCAGUGGUUGGGGGUGUGAGGGCUUUGGGGAGGGUCGUGGGGAGGUGAGAGGUGAUGGAGUGGGCGGAGGGGAUGAAUGGACGUGGAGAAUGGGAAGGGUUCGGGAAUACAUUCACAUGGCAGGGGUCUUUGGGCUUGCAUAGCGUGGCGUUUGGGGGGGAAUGUUCAGGAAUUCUUCUGCUGAAGUAUCAUUGUCUCGGGAGCGCUGGUGGGGUGGCAUUAUCUCUAUUCAAGGGGACUAUGGACGGUCCCCAGGGGUGCUAAUCCUCCGGUCUAACAUUCUUCGUAUCAGUGGACACCUUUCAUUCUUCCUUAGUUCCUACAGUAGGAGCUGUGCAUUCGACAUUGAUGGAUCAAGCCAACGAGCGUG